This is a messenger RNA of Leptomonas pyrrhocoris, 3717 nucleotides long. RefSeq lists its product as hypothetical. Bases 1 to 3717 code for a protein of 1238 amino acids. The record is from RefSeq and is a predicted model, not a curated record. Lineage: Eukaryota; Euglenozoa; Kinetoplastea; Trypanosomatida; Trypanosomatidae. The transcript has a single exon.
AUGACCGCUAAUCAAAAUUUUCCGUCUCUCUCGCACUGGGCCGAUCGCGUGGAGGCGGUCCUCGUGGCUGCGGUGGGGCGACUCACGGUGGUUCGUUCCGGCAUCUUCUGGACACUCUCGUACGUUAUUUUGCUGGCGCUGAUGUACCUCUUCCAUUCGCCCUUCCGUGCGCAGGUGAACACGCGUACGGACUGGUACGCGCAGCUGACAAAAGGCUUGCAGAUCUGGCUUGGCGUCGUACUUCUGUGCUUCCACGUGGGGCCGCAUCUGUACGUUUCACACUCCACGCACGCGAGGAGCUCCAACGCCGCCACGAUGGCGCAGCGCAUGUUCGUGGAGGACACCGUCGCCAGCAUCUUCUUCCCCACCUUCUGCUUCAACAGCUUCCUCUUCCUGAUGAUUCACAAAUUUAAGCGACGCUACACGCUUGCCUUCACGUACGGCCCGAGCCUCACACUCAUCCUGAUCAACUCCGUGCUGCUCGCAACCUUUGCCGCCAUGCACUACACGGUGUGCGAGGAGCUCUUCUCGACGGUGGUCCCGGCGGUGGCCGCGUCGAACAGCGUGUCGGGGAAGGUCCGCGCCGCCACUGUCGAUCGCGCCUCCCGCAUCGUGUGUCCCCGUCCGGUGAACGAGAACCCCUUCCAGUGCAUCGCCUUCCUCUCCACCAUCUGCGUUGUCUUCGUCGUCGUCGACUACGUGUAUAAGGCGUGCUGGGCCGACGGCAACCCGUCGCGGGGGAUUCUGUGGGCGGAGCUGUACCCGCCGAAGCCGAAAAGCGAGUCCGCCGUCGGUGGCGCACCGGCGAGUGGCGCCAUCACCGCCCCGAUGGUGCUCCACUGGUGGCGUGCGCUGCGGGCUCGCGAGGAGCACUUAGACCUCAGCGCCCAGCUGCACCUACGCGAGGGCGAUCCCCGGCUAAAGGAGAGUUUACCCAAGACGAUCCGCUUCAACCACCGACACGGCAUGGAGGCGAUCAACGUUGCCUGCCCGGACGGGUGGAGGGACAAGCAAGAUCAGCUCUCCGAGGCCGCGGAGAAGUACAUGCUGCAGCCCACAAACCGACCCGGCAUGGUGCCGUGGUUCUCCACCUUUAUCUUCAACACGACCUGGCAGACGAUUGCGCGCCUUGCCCUUGAUUUUCUGACGUUUGACGUGCGUAUCCUGCAGAAGAACGCCGCGCCGAAGGUGUUUCAUCUUCACUUUGCAAAGUCGCUGGCGACCCUCCCGCGACUGCCACCGCUGCCGACGCCACACGACGAUAUCAAUAACAGUACGGUGAAACAAGAGGAGAAGGAGCGACAGUCGAAAAGCGCAGAGGGGACAGCGGGACAGAGGAGCGAUGCACCCGCCGUGAAGAGCCCGGAGCAACGGCCACGCAAGACAGCGGAGAGCACGCCGCCGAAGUCGCCCUCUCCGGCCCCCAAGAAGACGACCUCCCCAGCAACGACCCCAUCGCUCUUGCCGUCCAUGGCAGCAACAGCAGCUCAGGAAGGAGAAGCAGACGCAAAGCCGGAUGUGUGGUUUGACUGGAUCGCCGACGUGGGGGACGGCUUCAACUCGACCUACUCCAUGGCCCGCCUGUUAGCGCAGCCUUUUCUGAGGCUGCCCUGGCACCACCCCUCGACCCUCCUUCGAGGUUUGGCACGGCUGACCGGCCAGUGCGAUGUGACCCCGCCGGAAUCCUCUAUGACGGAGGACACGCUGCAUUACCUGCCGCGGGGCUCCUUCGUGGUUGUGGGCGGCGAUCUGGCCUACCCGAGCCCCAACGAUGAGACCUUCACAACGCGGCUCUUUGUGCCCUACCGCGAUGCUCUCAGCGACAACGCACACCUGAAAGGGCUUUACAGCGCCGCGCAGCCGCACGUGGUGGCGCCUGGUGCGGAGGACAAGGAUGUGGCGCACAUGCAUCUGUUAGAUGCCAUGACGGUGUCGAAGAUGGCCAGCGGUCGCAGUGGGCUGCCGCGCGGGACGGCAUCUACGGAAGUAGCGCUGCGUAGCGUGCCGCUGCUCUUUGCGAUCCCCGGCAACCACGACUGGUUCGAUGGUCUCGGCACCUACAUGAAGUACAUCUUGGAAAGGACAUGGAUUGGUGGGUGGCUGAUGCCGCAGAAGAGCUCGUACUUUGUGCUUCGCCUGCCUUACAACUGGUUCAUGCUGUGCCUGGACGCUGGCUGCGAGCAGGACAUCGACGCUGCCCAGCGCAACUACUUCCUCGACGUCAUCGAGAAGUACAUGAACGAGGAGAGCUGCGUCAUUCUAUCCAUUCAUGAGCCGAGUUGGAUCUACGAUUCGAUGUUGCACGCCGACAGACUCAUGCAACCAGAGACGUCGCGGCUCUGCGAGGCGCUCGGCACCCGGCUGCGCAUGCAACUUGCGGGCGACAUCCACAACUACUCCCGCCACGUGCCACGCGAUGCGAGCACAGAGGCGCCAAUGUUGGUCGUCAGCGGCGGUGGUGGCGCCUUCAUGCACGGCCCCCGCCUCACACCUGUCGUGGCGCACUGUGCGGCGUAUCGUCGCGCGUGUGCCUUCCCAGCCAGCAACACGUUGGGCACCUUGCUGAGUCGUCUCCUGGGGUUUCGCGUGAUUAACUGGAAGUUUGAUCUCAUCAUUGGCGUGUGCUGUUUCAUGGUCGUCGUGUCGUUGCUGCCGCAGUCGAUCAAGGACACCCAUCGCGGCGCCUCGCCGGUAGUGCUCGCGACGCUGCCGGACGCCGCCGGGGUGUGGUGGGAGCGGACGUGCACGUACAUUGACCUCCUCUUCUCUCGCGGGGUGGCGUCGGUCGUCGCCACGGUGCUGUUCUUUGUCGCCUUCACCGCGGCAGGGACGGAGAAGAGCGCCGCGCUGUGGAAGCGUGGCCUCCACGCCUCCUUCUGGACCGGCAUCACCGUGCUCAUCUGCUGUGGCAUGCUUUCCUUGCUGCUCUGCACGAUGGAGUACAUGGUGGACAACCGCUUGCUGGUGUCGUCGAAGGCGCACUGGGGCAGCGCGGUGGAGGACCAGGUACGGCUGACGGUGGACUCGCUCUUGAACCACACGCAGGUCAUCUUGGGCGGGACGGAAAGGAGCCGUCUGGCGCUGCAGAUUCGCCGCGUGCAGAACGCCCUGUACGGACGCGCGCUGGUGAACUGGGGCGGCAUUUUUCUGCGCUGCCUCGACCCUCUGGAGAUGCUCGCCUACCUUUCGGAGAAGGUGAGCGCCGAUGAGAUGGGCAGCUUCGUUGCGGGAGCCAGUCGCAUCGACGAGGUGCUCUACUACCUCUACUUCCUGUUCUUUUACUGGAUUCUCGUCACGCCGCUGGUGUCGUUCGUGAUUGGGAGCUACCUUGUGUGCUCCGUGACCUUCUUUGACUGCAUGUACGAUGCCACUUACUCCGCUUUUCAAAUUGAGGAGUUCAAGAACUUCGUGCGGUUUAAAAUCGACGCCACCACGCGCGAGUUGCACGCCUACGUGGUGACGAUGCGCCACGUUCCAAAAGCGUGGCACUGGGACGCGGCACACCAAGCCGAGCUGAAGAGCGAUGUCGCCAAGUUCGCCCCACCGCACCUACGCGCCAACCCCAGUCGGUGGAACGGCCGCCCCUUCCGUGCUGGUGCGGGGCUGGGCGGCGGCGGCGGCAAGGAUGGACUAGCGGAGAAGGGCAACGAGGAUGGGGCAGAGAUUCUAGAGCACUUUGUGUGUUCCCCGCACGUCAUCCCCGGUGUUGUCUCGUAG